AUGAAGCUGUCUGGUUAUGAGGUUCUCACUACUUGCUCACCUCGCAACUUCGAUCAGGUGCAGGAGCUUGGAGCCGACAUCAUGUUUGAUUAUAAUGAUCCAAACACUGCCGUCGCAAUUAGAGAGCGAACGAAGAAUGGUCUCACGUUGGCAUUUGAUACAAUUUCCACGGAAAGCAAUGCCAAGUACUAUGAUUGCACUCUCUCACCAAAGAAAGGGGACUAUAGUUCGCUUUUGCCAAUCAAUAUUGAGCUUGAGAAUGACAGAGACCGGGCUACCAUGGCCUAUACGGCGUUUGGUGACAACUUCAAGUUCAGGCCAAAUGAGAUCCCGGCUCGGCCACAUGAUCGGGCGUUUUGUGUGGUCAUUUUGAGGACUUGGUGGCGACUGGAAAAAUCAUGGUACACCCUCCUAGGGUCAGUCAUGGUGGCCUGA
Molecule: messenger RNA, 435 nt
Organism: Penicillium antarcticum
Lineage: Eukaryota; Fungi; Ascomycota; Eurotiomycetes; Eurotiales; Aspergillaceae
Exons: 1
Coding region: 1-435 (144 amino acids)
Molecular function (GO): oxidoreductase activity, acting on NAD(P)H
Source: RefSeq, a predicted model, not a curated record